AUGGGCCGCGAAGACCAGAUCGAAGAGCGCGAGGUGCUCGACUCGAUUUUCCCUGAAGAAAUCACAGGUAAGUACCAGAAAAAAAAAGACAAUCACCACGAUCGCGAUUCCCUGCGCAUCAAACCCCUCAUUUUCCCCACCGGCACUAAUCCAAGAUCUAUCACCUAUUUAGACAUAUCUGACACCGCAUACCGGAUAUCGAUCGCUCUCGAUACGCCCGAAAAUGAAGUCGAAGAAACAGAACAACCGGUGCUCGUGCUGCAGAUCUCGUACCCGCCUAAAUACCCCGACGUGGCCCCGGAGCUAGACAUCUCGGCCCCUCCUAACGCGCCGAAACACCCGCGGCUAGAUAUCCAGGAGGAUCGGGACCAACUGCUCGAGACGCUGCAGCCGACGAUCGAGGAGAAUAUCGGGAUGGCGAUGGUGUUCACGCUAGUGAGCGCGCUGAAAGAGAGCGCCGAGCAGCUCAUGUCGGAGCGGGUAAACGCCGUGCAUGCGCAGAAGGAGAUGGAGGCUGCGAAGGUGGAGGAGGAGGAGAACCGCAAGUUCCAGGGCACGGCUGUCACUCGGGAAUCAUUCCUAGAGUGGCAGGCGAGGUUCAAGCAGGAGAUCGAGGAUGAUGAGAGGAGACAGAAGGAAGAGAAGGAGGCGGACGACAAGAAAUCGAAGACGAAGACGCCGGCGAAGGAAGAGAAGAAACUGACGGGUAGGGAACUAUGGGAGCAGGGAUUGGCUGGAAAGGCCGACUUUGAUGAAGAGGAGGAGAGUGCUUUGCCGCCUGUUGAGAAGAUGAAAAUAGCUGCUUAG
Messenger RNA from Aspergillus affinis, 807 nucleotides. RefSeq names its product RWD-domain-containing protein. Lineage: Eukaryota; Fungi; Ascomycota; Eurotiomycetes; Eurotiales; Aspergillaceae. The record is from RefSeq and is a predicted model, not a curated record. Bases 1 to 807 code for a protein of 268 amino acids. Gene Ontology annotation, molecular function: protein binding. Gene Ontology annotation, biological process: cytoplasmic translation. The transcript has a single exon.